Messenger RNA from Bactrocera latifrons, 399 nucleotides. Its product is annotated as general odorant-binding protein 56h-like. Lineage: Eukaryota; Metazoa; Arthropoda; Insecta; Diptera; Tephritidae. Bases 1 to 399 code for a protein of 132 amino acids. Gene Ontology annotation, biological process: sensory perception of smell. Gene Ontology annotation, molecular function: odorant binding. The record is from RefSeq and is a predicted model, not a curated record. The transcript is spliced from 2 exons.
AUGCCGUUAAUUUUACUUUGUUUCAUGGCCGCGCUUUUUGGGUUUGCGCAGGCGGAUAUGUCCCCRCUGGAAUUAAUGGAUGCCUGCAACAAGGAGAGUGGCAUCAGUAAAGCGGAGUUGCAGGAAUACUUUGACAGUCAAAUGGAUCCUGCUAAGGCUACCAAUGCCAUUAAGUGUCACAUGAAGUGUGUUAGUGAAAAAUUCGGUUUCUAUAAAAGCAAUAUGCUGGAUGAAACGGUGACAAUUAAAUACCUGAACGAAAAUAAUAUGGCACCGAAAGCUAGUGUGAACACUGUAAAGCAGAGCAUACAGCAAUGCAAUCAAUUGAAAGGUGCCAAUUCUUGCGAUACAGCAUUUCAAAUUAUGUCAUGCUUUAARUCGCAGCCUAUUUUUACCUGA